AUGAGUUUGGUGGAACAGUUAUUGUCAAGUAGCGAUCGGUGGACAGCUCUACAGUUCGCUUUCUAUAAUGCCCUAUUGUUUACGAUAACAGGAUUUUGCUUGGUAGCGCUUUAUGCGGUAUACAAAAUGAUGUAUAUGUUUUUAACACCUUUGUUGUGGGCUACAUUAAUUGGAACGAUUCUUUUUCCAUUCAAGAAAAGAUUUAACGCUACAAUUAAUGGUUGGAUAUCAAGAGUGGACAAUGACGGAACACCGUUGGUUGUAGCUGUUCUUCUUAUACCGUAUGAUGCAUUUAUAAGUGCCACCGAUUUAUUCCUCAUUUAUUUGGCAAGACGCGAAGGAAUUAUGAUAUUGGGCGCGUACUUGAUUUUGAAAGCGUUAAACCAUAUUACGUUUGUCGCUUUAUUGCAUCUUAUUGGUAAUUUGUACCAGAAUACUGAUCGCAUCAUACUAUUUUGCACCAAAACUUGGGUCUCGAUUCUGAUGAUGCUCUACUUUGCUGCAUUUGUCGGUUGGCUUUAUGUGCAGGAUCAACACUCAAUAAAUAAAAAAUUAGCACGUUUAAUUUCUGUCCCUCUCUGGUUUUUCGCUAUAGCGAGAGUUUCCAGUUUUUUUGGUCCAUUCAGUGUUAUUGUUAUGACUGUAAUCUCAGCAGCUCUUAUAACCAUAUCAGCUGGUAUUUUGACUUGGGGAGAAAUCAGAGCAGAUUCAGAAAAAUCCGACGAUAUCAGUUUGAAGAAAGAUGUAGAAGAAUUUGCUGAGGAUAACAAGAAGAAGACGCUUGACCAAGAGCUAACGGGGGAUUUUUAUCUACAGGCUAUUCUUGGACUUUGUGCUUUGCAAUUUGCUGUGCGACAUGACUUUGUACCAGUUUGCUUGUUCUUUCUCGCUGUCUUCACUAUACUGAGAAAAAUUGGUGUGGAAAUUGGUGUUCAGACUGGUCUUACAAAAAACUGUUGCGCGAUUUGGAAACAGUUCCGUGAAAAUGUGAAGCAAUUCCUACAUGUCACUAUUGCAGGCCCACUAAGAGAUUAUUUCAAGUUCAUUUUUUCAAGUGAUCAAGUGAUAAAGAACUCACUACGGAGAGCAGUGGAUGAUUUUUCAACCAUUCUAGUUAUGUUGCUGCUAAUUUUUGGAUCUCUUUUUAUCACCAUCUUAGUUGCUUUUCAAGUUUAUAGCGAAAUAGAUCAUCUGAUUCGGCUUGGUGCCGAUUUGCUGGCACAGCAACCUGAUUGGAUGUUAGAUUAUGCUCGGCGUUAUACCGGGAAUCAACUGGAAAAAAGCGACAUUGAUAACUAUGUUGAGCAGGGUUAUCUCAAAGGACGAGAAUGGUUGGCGGCUAAUGUCCGCUUAUUCGUUGGAACACAAGAUCCGAUUAAAGGCGAAUUGCUUGAAAAGGAAGUGAUCGAGUUAAUGGACAAGUUGUAUAAAAUGUGGGAAGAUCGCAAUAAAGCAAUUGUUUCAUCAUCUAGCAGUGCUACAAAAGAUUGGAUGAGUUAUCUGGAGGUUUUCACAAGCAUACGUACACUGAGAGAGGAAGUGGUCGAACUUGUUAAAGCAAAUGUUGAUACGAUCAUGAGCGUUGCGCAGUCGGUCUGGUCCUUCACUGCAAGCAAUAUAUCUACUUUGGGGACAAUUUUAUUCACAUUUCUUGCAAUUGUGAUAAACUUUGGACUUGAAGUUUUCAAUUUCUUUAUCGAAAUUACUGUUUUUGUGACAGCUUUAUAUCAUCUGUUAGCAAGUAGCCAAGAUAUCUGGUUGCUGACAAAAUGGCUCAGUGAUGCAUUAUUUCAUUCUCAUGGCACAAUUCGUUCUGCCCAUUCAUAUAUCAUUCCAGCCAUUGAAAAAGCAAUAAGUGAUGUAUUUGUGCUAUCAGCAAAGAUGUCGCUCUUCUACGGUCUGUACACCUAUUUCAUUCAUUCUCUGUUCGAUAUCAACGUUGUUUUUAUACCAUCAAUUAAGUUGUUAGCAGCUGUUUUCGCAUCAAUUCCAGUCAUGACGCCCUGCGCUGUCUGCAUCUUCGGUUUCCUGGAACUUUAUUUCGCUGAACAUGAAACUGCUGCAGCUAUCAUUUUUGCGUUAGCUAGUUUGGCACCGAAAAUAUUCGCUGAUACUGCAUUUUAUAAUGAACUAAGAGGAAGCCAUCCGUAUGUUACUGGUCUCGCAAUCAUCGGUGGAAUGUAUUGGCUAGGAUUGCAGGGCGCUAUUAUCGGCCCAAUUCUGCUUUGCUCGAUAGUCGUUCUUCUGAAUGUUUACACGAAAUUCGCUUAUGCAUAA
Messenger RNA from Cercopithifilaria johnstoni, 2277 nucleotides. Lineage: Eukaryota; Metazoa; Nematoda; Chromadorea; Rhabditida; Onchocercidae. The record is from the annotation of a GenBank genome assembly.